Otolemur garnettii (small-eared galago) is the source of this 2599-nucleotide messenger RNA. It is a transcript of the gene NUCLEOLIN, whose product is annotated as nucleolin. The record is from RefSeq and is a predicted model, not a curated record. NCBI's taxonomy places the organism in Eukaryota, Metazoa, Chordata, Mammalia, Primates, Galagidae. The transcript has 14 exons. Gene Ontology annotation, molecular function: RNA binding.
GUGCCUUCGGUCGCCGCCGACAUAGCUUGUUUCCUCUAGAUUUGUCUGCGCCACUUGCCCGCUACACUCUUGGCCGUCGUACGCCGCCAUCAUGGUGAAGCUCGCAAAGGCAGGUAAAAAUCAAGGUGACCCCAAGAAAAUGGCUCCUCCCCCGAAGGAGGUAGAAGAAGAUAGUGAAGAUGAGGAAAUGUCAGAAGAUGAGGAUGAUGACAGCAGUGAGGAAGAGGUUAUCAUCCCUCAGAAAAAAGGCAAGAAGGCUACUGCAACCCCAGCAAAGAAAGUGGUGGUUUCUCCAACAAAAAAGGUUGCAGUUGCCACACCUGCCAAGAAAGCAGCUCUCACCCCCGGCAAAAAGGCAGCAGCCCCACAGGCCAAGAAGAUGGUUACUCCAGUCAAAGCAGUAGCAACACCUGGCAAAAAGGGAGGCACACCCGGCAAAGUGUUGGUAGCAACCCCUGGUAAGAAGGGAGCUGCCACUCCAGCUAAGGGGGCAAAGAACGGCAAGAAUGCCAAGAAGGAAGACAGUGAUGAUGAUGAGGAGGAUGACAGUGACGAGGAUGAUGAUGAAGAGGAGGAUGACGAUGAAGAUGAAGAAGAGGAUGAAUUUGAACCAGCAGUGAUGAAAGCAGCAGCGGCUGCUCCUGCCUCAGAGGAUGAAGAUGAUGAGGAUGAUGAAGAUGAAGACGAUGAGGAUGAGGAGGAGGAGGAAGAGGAGGAUGACUCUGAAGAAGAAGCUAUGGAGACCACACCAGCCAAAGGAAAGAAAGCUCCUGCAAAAGUUGUUCCUGUGAAAGCUAAGAGUGUGGCUGAGGAGGAAGACGAUGAUGAAGAAGAUGAUGAAGAUGACGAUGAGGAUGAAGAUGAGGAUGAUGAGGAUGAAGAGGAGGAGGAGGAGGAAGAGGAGGAAGAGCCUGUCAAAGAAGCACCUGGAAAACGAAAGAAGGAAAUGAUGAAACAGAAAGCAGCUCCUGAAGCCAAGAAACAGAAAGUGGAAGGUAACUUUCAGAAUUAGGGGAUCAACCUCCAACUUCUGGGCUCAAGCGAGUUUCCUGCCUCAGCCUCCCAACUUUUGACUUAUUUACUUAAAAUGUUGCCUUCCUCUUCACCUUAAAGAAAGUUUGGCUAUGUGGAUUUUGAAUCUGCUGAAGACCUGGAAAAAGCCUUGGAGCUCACUGGUUUGAAAGUCUUUGGCAAUGAAAUUAAACUAGAGAAACCAAAAGGGAAAGACAGUAAGAAAGAUCGGGAUGCCAGAACACUUUUGGCCAAAAACCUUCCUUAUAAAGUCACUCAGGAUGAAUUAAAAGAAGUGUUUGAAGAUGCUAUGGAUAUCAGAAUAGUCAGCAAAGACGGAAAGAGUAAAGGGAUUGCUUAUAUUGAAUUUAAGACAGAAGCUGAUGCAGAGAAAACAUUUGAAGAAAAGCAGGGAACAGAGAUUGAUGGGCGAUCCAUUUCCCUGUACUACACUGGGGAGAAAGGUCAAAAUCAAGACUAUAGGGGUGGAAAGAAUAGCACUUGGAGUGGUGAAUCAAAAACUCUGGUUUUAAGCAACCUGUCCUACAGUGCAACAGAAGAAACUCUUCAGGAAGUGUUUGAGAAGGCAACUUUUAUCAAAGUGCCCCAGAACCAAAAUGGCAAAUCUAAGGGGUAUGCAUUUAUAGAAUUUGCUUCAUUUGAAGAUGCUAAAGAAGCUUUAAAUUCCUGUAAUAAAAGGGAAAUUGAGGGCAGAGCAAUCAGGCUGGAGUUACAAGCACCCAGAGGAUCACCUAAUGCCAGAAGCCAGCCAUCCAAAACUCUGUUUGUCAAAGGUCUGUCUGAGGAUACCACUGAAGAGACAUUGAAGGAGUCAUUUGACGGCUCUGUUCGUGCACGGAUAGUCACUGACAGGGAAACGGGGUCCUCCAAAGGGUUUGGGUUUGUAGACUUCAACAGUGAGGAAGAUGCCAAAGCCGCAAAGGAGGCCAUGGAAGAUGGUGAAAUUGAUGGAAACAAAGUUACCUUGGACUGGGCCAAGCCUAAGGGCGAAGGUGGCUUUGGGGGUCGUGGUGGAGGCAGAGGAGGCAGAGGUGGUGGCAGAGGCGGCCGAGGUGGAUUUGGUGGCAGAGGCCGGGGAGGCUUUGGAGGCCGAGGAGGCUUCCGAGGUGGAAGAGGAGGAGGAGACCACAAGCCACAAGGAAAGAAGACGAAGUUUGAAUAGCUUCUUUGUCCUGUGUCUUUCCCUCAUCUGUUUGAAAGAAAGGACUCUGGGGUUUUUACUCUGUUACCUGAUCAAUGACAGAGCCUUCUGAGGACAUUCCAAGACAGUAUACAGUCCUGUGGUCUACUUGGAAAUCCGUAUAGAUAACAUUUCAAGGGCGCUACCCUGUUGGUUUUGACUGGAUAUUCAUAUAAACUUUUUAAAAGAGAUGAGUGAUAGAGCUAACCCUUAUCUGUAAGUUUUGAAUUUAUAUUGUUCCCUUCUAUGUACAAAACCAUUUUUUCCUACAAAUAGUGUUUUUUUUUGUUUUUUUUUUGCGUUGGGGGAGUUGUAAAGGAAAAUGUUUUAUCAUGAUUUUUGCUUCAGUGGCUUUAGGAGAAAUUAAAAGUCAACUCUGGUGCCAGA